Fundulus heteroclitus (mummichog) is the source of this 2722-nucleotide messenger RNA. It is a transcript of the gene cog5, whose product is annotated as component of oligomeric golgi complex 5. Gene Ontology annotation, biological process: intra-Golgi vesicle-mediated transport. The transcript is spliced from 22 exons. The record is from RefSeq and is a predicted model, not a curated record. Gene Ontology annotation, cellular component: COG complex. NCBI's taxonomy places the organism in Eukaryota, Metazoa, Chordata, Actinopteri, Cyprinodontiformes, Fundulidae. Bases 68 to 2509 code for a protein of 813 amino acids.
UAUUUGCCAACCGCCAUUAAACAAAAAGAAGAAGACGCAGUACUACGUCACACACGGAAGUGUCAACAUGGAGGAUGGAAAAGAAGCUUCCACGAAUUCACUUCUGAAAGAUGAGUGCUACGCGGAUUUCCUGGACGAAGACUUUGACGUGAAGACGUACACGGCGCAGGCUAUCCAUCAUGCUGUCAUCGCUGAGCAGCUGGCAAAGCUGGCACAGGGCAUCAGCCAGCUGGACAAGGAGCUGCACAGCCAGGUGGUGGCAAGGCACGAAGACUUACUGGCUCAGGCAACAGGGAUCGAGUCUCUUGAAGGGGUUCUUCAGAUGAUGCAGACGAGGAUCAGUGCCCUGCAGGCUGCUGUUGACAGGAUAAAGACAAAGAUCGUUGAUCCUUAUAACAAGAUUGUGGCCAGGAUCACCCAGCUAGCCAGACUGCAGGUGGCCUGCGACCUGCUGCGGAGGAUCAUUCGCAUCUUGUACCUGAGCAAGAGGCUGCAGGGCCAGCUGCAGGGCGGCAGCAGGGAGAUCACCAAGGCUGCUCAGAGUAUCAACGAACUAGACUAUCUGUCCCAAGGUGUAGAUCUGAGUGGCAUAGAGGUGAUAGAGAACGACUUGCUGCUGAUCAGCAGAGCCAGACUGGAGGUGGAGAACCAAGCCAAGAGACUACUGGAGCAAGGCAUGGAGAUCCAGAACCCAACCCAGGUGGGAACAGCUUUGCAGGUUUUCUACAACCUGGGCAGCUUGAGAGAGACUAUCAACAACGUGGUGGGGGGAUACCAGACCACCAUAAAGGAUAACAUCACUAAAGCCCUUGACAUCAAGGGUCUGACGCAGGCUACUAACCCCCGAGGGGCUCCAGGCAGAGCAGUGAUGCCCACACCAGGCAACACUGCAGCCUUCCGCGCUGCUCUGUGGACCAACCUGGAGAAACUGAUGGACCAGAUCUGUGCAGCAUGCAGACAGGUGCAGCACCUGCAGAAAGUCCUGAUGAAGAAAAGAGACCCUGUCAGUCAUGUGUGCUUUGUUGAUGAGAUCAUCAAGGAUGGUCAGCCAGACAUCCUCUACACCUUCUGGACUGAUGUAACCAGCACCCUAAGCGAGGAGUUUCACCGAGCUACUGAAGCCUCCUCUUUCCUCAAGCAGGCUUUUGAGGGAGAGUAUCCGAAACUGCUGCGGUUGUACAACGAGCUGUGGCGCCGCCUGCAGCAGUACAGCACCAGCCUGCAGGGGGCUCUGACGAGCACUGGAGGCUUGGACGUGUCUCUGGACACUGCAGAAAUAGACAGCCAGGACCUGUUCACACAUGGCAAACAGGACUACAAUCCGGAAAAGGCAUUAAAAGACUCUCUGCAGCCGUACGAGGCAGCCUACCUCUCCAAGUCCCUGUCCCGCCUGUUUGAUCCCAUCAAUCUUGUGUUCCCCAUGGGGGGGCGCAACCCACCGUCCAACGAUGAGCUGGACAGUAUCAUAAAAACCAUCAGCAGUGAGUUGAAUGUGGCAUCAGUGGAUCCAAACCUCUCUCUUGCCGUGGCCAAGAAUGCUGCAAAAACCAUCCAGCUCUUCUGUGUCAAGUCAGAGCAGCUGCUGUGCACCCAGGGAGAGGCCAGCCAGGUGAUCGGACCGUUGACAGAGGGGCAAAGAAGGAACGUUGCUGUGGUCAACUCUCUGUACCGCCUACAGCAGGCCGUUGCCAAGAUUAUUUCUGGUUUGGGAACAUGUCCACCAGCUGCAGUAGAUGCCCUCUCAUCUUCUCUGGAGGGAGUUCAGGCCCUGAUGAGCAGCGCCGUGCAGCCUCUGCUGCAGUCCGUGAGCGACUCCAUCGAGGCCAUCAUCAUCACGCUUCACCAAGAAGACUUCUCAGGGCCUCUGUCCAGUCCUGAUAAGCCAGACGUCCCGUGCUCCCUGUACAUGAAGGAGCUGCAGGGUUUCAUCUCCAGAGUAAUGGCUGACUACUUCAGACACUUCCAGUGUGUGGACUUCGUCUACGACAGCACCGAGUCCAUCGCCCAGAGAGCCAUCGAGCUGUUCCUCCGCCAUGCCAGCCUGCUCCGAUCGCUGGGGGAAGGCGGCAAAAUGAGACUGGCUGCUGACUUCGCUCAGAUGGAGAUGGCCGUGGCCCCUCUGUGCAGGAGAGUGUCCGAUCUGGGGAAGCCAUACAGGAUGCUGCGCUCUUUCAGGCCUCUGCUGUUUCAGACCAGCGAACUGAUAGCCAGCAGUCCUGCGGUAGGAGAGCUGAUCCCCUACAGCACCGUGCUCCACUUCCUCUUCACUAGAGCCCCGGCUGAGCUCAAAUCACCUCACCAGAGGGCAGAGUGGUCCAUCGCACGUUACUCCCAGUGGCUAGACGACCACCCCUCUGAGCGGGACAGGCUGGCCCUCAUCAGGGGAGCCCUGGAGGCCUACGUGCAGUUGGUCAGAGCUCGGCAGGGAAAAGAGUUCGCCCCCAUGUAUCCCAUCAUGCUGCAGCUGUUACAGAAGGCCACCAGUGGAGCUCAGGGGCCCAAAGCCUGAAGGACUCAGCGGUGGCCACGCUGUCAGGACCUGAACUUUCCUCCUUAUGAGUUACUUUUGUAUGAAUGAGUAGAUUGCUGAAGUUUAACCAUAAGUUUUUAAAUUACAGGAGUGGGGGGGCUACUGUUGUUUCCAUAUAGAAACUGGGUCUGCUCAUCACAGUGGGUCCAGUUCUGUCCUUGUGUGAACUUUAAGAAUAAAGGAACAACCGUU